Molecule: messenger RNA, 483 nt
Organism: Suillus clintonianus
Lineage: Eukaryota; Fungi; Basidiomycota; Agaricomycetes; Boletales; Suillaceae
Exons: 3
Coding region: 1-483 (160 amino acids)
Source: RefSeq, a predicted model, not a curated record
AUGUAUCGGUGGUCGCGCCUUCGGCUCCCAAAUGGACAAGUGGCCCGUUCAGCAUGGAAGGAAGCACUGCGACCUCUAGAAAAAACGCGAAUGUCGCGAAACGUCAAGCUCGAGAUUGAUGGAACAACUUGCUAUGGGGAGGUCCAAUAUUUCACGCAGCUCGCCAUUCGAAAUGAUGGUCCACAGGCAGCAUGGCGAUUCAGGACUGUCGCACUUGUUUCAUUAUAUUCCGCACCUGACAAACAGCUUCUUGAAUUGUCGCACCAGACAGUUUGGUCUUGCACGAAUCAAGGUGAAGUUGGCCUUCGUGUUGUAGAUGUCACCGAUAUCCAGGCCGUCGUCGCAGUUAUACCUCAUCGGCCUACUUUACCAUCUGGAGUUACCGAGGACCGAGUCUUUGUUGUUGAAAAGACCGGGCUCGAUGUAUCAUAUACCGGAGUAUUUGCUGAAGAGGACGAUAACGAUAAUGAGCGAGAAGAAUAG